This is a messenger RNA of Glycine soja, 616 nucleotides long. RefSeq names its product H/ACA ribonucleoprotein complex subunit 3-like protein. Gene Ontology annotation, molecular function: telomerase RNA binding; box H/ACA snoRNA binding. The record is from RefSeq and is a predicted model, not a curated record. Lineage: Eukaryota; Viridiplantae; Streptophyta; Magnoliopsida; Fabales; Fabaceae. Gene Ontology annotation, biological process: ribosome biogenesis; snRNA pseudouridine synthesis; positive regulation of telomerase RNA localization to Cajal body. Gene Ontology annotation, cellular component: box H/ACA telomerase RNP complex; box H/ACA snoRNP complex. The coding region runs from base 161 to 355 and encodes 64 amino acids. The transcript has 4 exons.
AAAUCUCCCAUAACCAAUACCUAAAUGACAGGCCCAUUCUCGUUGAAACAAAACACUUUGUAUAGACCAGAGGAUCCGAAAACCUUAAACCCUUUUUCUGGCCUCCAUUGCAGGUUUCUACCUCUAUUGCUGUUCUUUCCUUCGAUCAAGAUCAGUGACCAUGUAUCUUCAGUUUUACAUAAACGAUAACGGCGACAAAGUCUACACCACUAAGAAAGAGUCGCCGGUAGGGCUACCUACACAAUCUGCUCAUCCAGCCCGGUUUUCACCCGAUGAUAAAUAUUCAAGACAGAGAGUUCUUCUGAAGAAGCGUUUUGGAUUAUUACCAACCCAGCAGCCACCUCCAAAGUAUUGAGUGAUGUAGAAGCUCUAAAUUUUAAGUGUCUUUUGUUCCAUGCGUGGACAGUAUUUUGUGAACUAGUGCUGGUGCCUGGUGUCAAGUGAUUGAGCCAUUUAUGCCUUUUGUGUUGUGAACCAGUUACAUCAAAAUCUGGCUCACGUUAUUAGAAUGAAGCGACGAAUGUUAAUUUGCACUAAUGGAUUUUGAGUUGUGUUUGCAGUCAAUGUAAUAUUCUCAAAAUUUUAUGUGUUCUCACAAUGCAUGGGGUUCUUUCCA